This is a messenger RNA of Phyllopteryx taeniolatus (common seadragon), 11723 nucleotides long. RefSeq names its product mitochondrial ribosome-associated GTPase 2 (gene mtg2). The record is from RefSeq and is a predicted model, not a curated record. NCBI's taxonomy places the organism in Eukaryota, Metazoa, Chordata, Actinopteri, Syngnathiformes, Syngnathidae. The coding region runs from base 121 to 1368 and encodes 415 amino acids. Gene Ontology annotation, molecular function: GTP binding; GTPase activity; magnesium ion binding. Gene Ontology annotation, cellular component: mitochondrion. The transcript has 6 exons.
CUUCCUGUAGUCGUCAACGUCACUUCCGUUUAGUCACAUUGUUGAUGGCGUUAUUUUUCUGCAAUAGCCGGAAUAACAUUUAAACGUGCUGAUGCAAGCGGUGGAGACCAAAACGUCGAGAUGCUAGCGACAUUAUCGAGUUUUCAGAGUCUUCUUCGGCUUCACCCAGGCAGACGUUUAGGACUCGCCUGCAUUUUCGCUGAGAAGAAACUCGCCUGUGCCGCUCGCUGUCUCCUUCCAGCGACGUGGAGACUGAAAGUCCCCGGCAGAGAUGUCAGCACUGCCGCUCCAUUGCAGGCAAAAGUCCAAGCUAAACGGAAGAAGAGGGAGUUUUCCGAAAAGAAACUGACUCGCCACUUCGUAGACCACAGAUGUGUGCGACUGGUGGCCGGUUCGGGCGGAAAAGGGGCUUGCAGCUUUCACAGCGAGCCGCGAAAAGAGUGGGGGGGGCCGGAUGGAGGAAAUGGGGGUGAUGGAGGAAGCAUCUCUUUCAAGGCUGAUCGGUUUGUCAAGUCUCUGGCUCAAGUAGUUCCUGUAUUCAAGGCAGAAGAUGGACACUCAGGAGGCAGCAAGAACUGUUAUGGUCGGAAUGGCCGCCCAACCUUUAUUUGUGUUCCAAUUGGCACUGUGGUGAAGGAGCAGGGCAGGACGCUAAUGGAUCUCUCUGAGCAUGGGCAAGUGUAUCUGGCUGUGUUUGGAGGGGCCGGAGGUAAAGGCAACAGGUUCUUUCUCUCCAAUGAGAAUCGUGCUCCAAUGUCUGCAACUCCUGGAAGUGUGGGCCAGGAGAGAGUCCUUCAUCUGGAGCUGCGCACUAUGGCCCACGCUGGACUGGUCGGUUUUCCAAAUGCUGGCAAAUCCUCUCUUUUGAGAGCCAUCUCCAAUGCCAGGCCUGCUGUGGCUGCUUACCCUUUCACAACACUCAACCCACAUGUAGGAAUUGUCAAGUACAGGGAUCAUGAGCAAGUUGCAGUUGCUGACAUCCCAGGCAUCAUUGAAGGAGCACAUCUCAAUCGAGGCCUGGGCAUCUCUUUCCUACGACACAUUGAGCGUUGCCGAUUCCUCCUCUUUGUUCUGGACUUGUCGUCUCCAGAGCCCUGGACCCAGCUCCAGUACCUGCGCUAUGAACUGGACCAGUAUGAGCCUGGUCUGUCUCAGCGGCCUCACGCCAUUGUCGCCAACAAAAUAGACUUACCCAAAGCCCGUGAGAACUUUCAUACUUUGAAGAGCCAUGUUACUCAGAGAGUCAUUCCUGUGUCAGCUGUCACUGGGCACAACACAGAGGAACUCAUCCUUCACCUUAGAGAGCUGUAUGACGGCUACCUCCAUGGAGAUGGAAGCAUAGAGGAAGAAAACCCCACAAGAUGGUAAUGAGAAUGGAACAAGGUUUGUCAGAAACAUUCCAGGACUGGUGCCACAAAAGAUAUACAGUGAAGCCUCGAUAAAAUGGACCCCGAUAUAACAGAUAUCCAUCGGGACUGAAAAAGUGUGUCCAAAAAUAGUUUCCAUUUCUCGCUUAAAAUGCCAUUGACAAAGUCUGUUAGUUCCAGAAUUGGCCGCUGUUGCUUACUCGGGCUGUUGCGCAAUGCAGGCAGAGAAUGGGAUUGAUGUAUUGCCAGGUCACAGAGAUACAGUAUGACUAGAUCCAUUUCAAAAGACGUGCCUCCUGUGCCUUUCUGGUGACCAUGUUGAGUGUGGGGAAUUGACGUGGCAGCUAUGUGAUGAUGGUUCAAUCUACUGCCAAUUGUGUAUUGAGCAUGGUAGAGAGAGAGCGGCAUGGCUCUGAGGAAUACAAAACCGGAAUAUGCUAUUUUUGGUAUAGUAACAUUUUUUUUGUCAAGCCGUUCCCCUUUGGCAACGGAUUUGGAACUAGGAAGUACACUAAUUCCUCGCUGCUCAUGAAAGCGACUCUCUGAUGAGGAGUACUGUAUGUCAACAAUUCAUUAUGACCAAGCACACCGGCGUUAUAAAUUUGGAUAAAAUAUGAAACUUUCAAACAUUUUCAAGCUUUUUUUAGAUUUAUUUACAAUAACUUCGUACUGUACUUGGUGUUUUAGGUCACAAAGAAAACCUACAAACAAUAAUUUUGUACUGUACAGUAAUAUGGGUUCAUAUGGCCUAAAAAAAAAGUGCUUCAAUGUAACAGACCAUCGGCUAUAUCGGACAACCCACCGCCCCUAUUAGUCCGUUCUAUCAGGUUUCCACUGUAUUUCAAAUUCAAACUGCAAGUAUUCUCUCUUGAAGUAAUCCCAUCUGGGUCUCACGCCCUUUCCCACUUUCUCUGACACACUUUCAAGCACUCCUGGAAGGAUUAUUCCGGCAUCCUUUGCAGCUCUGUUGUCAUGGCCGCCGUGACGUCGGCCACAUCUUGAAAACGGUUCCCCUUAAAGGUCAGAGGACAAAGAUGUUAUGGGGUCAGUUAAAAUUCAUAUUUGCAUUGUUUGCAUGCACAACAUUUCCAGCAAGUUCUCAAGUAUAGUUUAGCUAAAAAUUAGGUUUUUAGGCGUAUUGAGCACGCCCCGAACAUACCCGAAAAUCGAGACGUCGGGGUCUAGGUACUCUAUUCACCACAAGGGCUACCGGAAGUGAUGUUGGAAUUGCCAAACACGGCGUGCUACACUCUGUACGCAGUGGUGAGCAACGUGUUGGUACAUGAGGAGGAGGAGGAUGUCAAAGUACAGGAGCACCCAACUGAACAUGGCAUCCUCAAACCGUACAUGUUUGAGCCGAUCAGGAGGUCGGAACCUGACAGAGACGACGAUGAACAGCCAAGUAGCAGCUGUACAACAGAAAAAGAGUGGCCACUGGUUCGAUAUAACGGCACUGCCGGCAGAAGAGACAACAUAGUACUGCGCAGAGUGGAUUGGAAAUACAGACUGCGCAAUGCGCGCGACAAGUUGUGCGGGGUACGGAAGGUACGGAUGAAGGUGCCCGAGCCGACGGCCCCCGCGCGGCGAUCUCCCGAGAGCGCGGCUCCGGGGAGCGCACACCAAACCACUGCCGCCCGAGCGCGCCUACAUUAGGAUGGCCUCGCCCCACCCACCCCACCGGCCUGUCCGGGCCGAGGCGUCCCGCCUCCGCCGCAGGCCGGGUGGCACGCGCGAAACGUGCGGUCCCCGGUGUGGUGUCUCGAUCGAUCGCUCAAAAUGAGUCUAUAAUGUAUAUAUAAAUGAGAGGUGAUCAAAAUGAAUCACUAUAAGAUAUACGAUUUAAAAAAUCUAACAAAUCUGUGUAAAUAAGAUCCAAUCAAUUCCUUACAAUUACAUUUUUUUUAUAUAUGUAUUGGUUUUAUAUUGAAGAGAAAGACACAAAAGUAAUAUAGUAAAACACCCCAACUUUUAUUUGUGAAAAAGCAACACAGAGCCAACAAUUUUUUUUAAGAGCAAAAAACACACUGUCGUCAUUGUUGUCGUCAAUCAAUCAAUAAAAAUAAAGAAACACUAUAUAUCUUUGGCAAUCGUUUUAAAAAGAACAAAUAGAUAAAUAAAUAAAUACAUAAAGAAAAAUAAAGAAACCCUAUAUAUCUUUGGCAAUCGUUUUAAAAAGAACAAAUAGAUAAAUAAAUACAUAAAUAAAUAAAUAAAAAUAAAGAAACACUAUAUAUCUUUGGCAAUCGUUUUAAAAAGAACAAAUAGAUAAAUAGAUGAAUAAAUAAAUACAUAAAUAAAAACAAAGAAACAUUAUUUAUCUGUGCAUAGGUCAGAUGCCACUGAACAUUUGGAGGGAAGUAAAAAGUUUGGAGGCUUCCUCCUCAGGAGGUGGUAACAUCAGAUAGGAUCCCAAGAGAGUCCUGAUUGUAUCCCGGGAAAAAAGGCACGUAAGUGGUCCGAAGCGACGACGACAACAGCACCACGCCGGAUGCUAUUGUGUGUUCGGGGUGCGGGGGGGAUUGUUGCGAGGUUGAGGCAGCAGAUGGCGUACGGGUUGAUGUUGGGUCUGCGUGUGAGAAGAAAGCAAAAUGAGAGGAUGCAUGGAAAGGGAAGACGACUGAAAGACGCAGAUGUUGUCUCCAGCAUUACCUUUGAUUGUGCCUCGUCCCUCUUCUCAGCGAGCCAGUCUUCCACCGAACGCCCUGCCGACUGAGAGCAAAAGUGCUCGUUCCUGUAACGGCUAUGGCCAAAUGCUUUUGACUUGGGGUUUCCACAGAGCUUGCAUUUAUGUUGAGUUGCAUUUCUCCUUUUGGGACCACCACUGCUGCCAGGGGGGGUGCUGACACUUGGAGUGGCGAAGCCCAUAUGCGGCCGUAUCUGAUGCUUCCGUAUGCGAGCAGCAGCGGACGAAGACGAAGCGGCCACAGCAGCAGCAGACGAGGACGAAGCGGACACAGCAACAGCAGCAGCAGCGGAGGAGGACGAAGCGGACACAGUGGCGGAGUAGGGUGAAGCGGAUGCAGCAGCAGCGGCGGCGACGGAGGAGGAGGAGGAUGAAGCGGACACACGCGCUUCAAAAAGCUCUGGCAGGACAGGCCCUCUGUGAGUGACUGCCAGACCAGAGCUGUCGUUCGGGUGGUGGUAUUGCAGGCCUUUACUGGGCUGCACCGCCUUCUCCAGUAAAGGCUUGAACGGUGGGAGUGCCUCUGCUGCGACCUGGUCUGCGUGGGCGCCGGAAGCACUACGCACAGGCCCCUGGCCAGUUCCUCCUUGCUUCUCCGGUUGUACCUAUUAAAAUAAAUAAAUAAAAGGCAAAGUAAAAAUGGACAAAAUAUACAGGCCCGGAUGCGUGCAAGUGAGUGAGUCUUACCACUGUGAAACGGUCCGGUGAUUGACCUCCACCAGCUGGAUGGGAGCGGCGGCCAGCAGCUGCACAGACCUGCAGAUCUGUUUGAUCCGCCCAAAGUCACGCAUCACUAGCCCCCAUCGGCUCAUCCGGAUUCCGGCCAGGCUGUGCCCCUGAGCGUGGAUGUGGCACAGCGCGAUGAAAAUGGCCUCCAUCAACCUGCUCACACUCGGGAUGUGCGCCACCUCCGUGCCCUUUCCGAUGGCGAGACUAUCCGCAGAAAACGCUGCCACGUGAGUUGCCAGCUUGGAAACCUCUCACAUACCUUACAGGACAAACCGCACGUACCGUUUGGCACUGUCCACGCCCGUCGAGUGGCGAUUUCUGGCCCGAGGUCUUGAAGCAGUCCUUGGACAACCUGUCCUUGUGCCGCGUAAGAAGGGCAAGGGGGGCCUUGUCCCUGGAGUCCACCUUCAGCCACAGAUCCCUGAUGUUGGCCACCUGCGUCUGAGUGACAAAGGGACACAGACGCAGCCCCACCAGCGCCGACGCCAGGCGGAAGACGUGCUGGUAGCCUGUGCGUCCGUCCGGUCAGAGGACGUCCUGCGUCAAACGGGCGGCUUUUGGUCAAACUGGGAAUUCAGCAAAAAAGACAAAUGGACGGAGAGGCCUAACAUCCUCUACGUUGGCGUCUGGAGGUGGUGGGGGCCCAGCCGUCCUGUCCCUGUCCUGGCAUUCCAUCAUGGACUCAGACAAGGCCAUGAACUCCGGGUCUCCUUCGUCCGGCUCUUCCACGUCGACUGCCCUGUCAUCCUCCUCCUCUUCCUCCGCCACCUUGUCCAUCCAAGCAGUCGGGUCCUCAUCCUCCCCCUUCUUGUCACGAGCGCUGGUCUGGGCGUACAGGUAGUCCAAGCCGAUGAGCUCCCCUGAACGCGAGCAAUUUCAAGUCAGAACGUGUCACGCCGGUGGGAGAGAGAGGGAGGGGGUUGGCCUGGCACAUCCCUACGACUUACCGGUGUACUCCCCCGGCGGGGUGUAGUUUUCCACCACCGUGCGUUUCAGCAGCUUCUGCGUCAGCUUUUGGAAAGCGCUGAGCAGGCAGGAGUUGUAGCAGCGUGUCAAGGUUGUCGACAGGCCCCCCACCACGGCUGCCCUGGCUCGGUCCUUGUUCCACCGGGUCAAGCCCUCCAGCAGGUAGACCUGGAAGUGGAGGGCGUUGGCCACGGUGCCUGCCAAAGAGGACAGAAGGAGAGUUACGCUUGCCCGACCGCCAACGACCCCCGCCACAAAACGCUCGCGCUCCUCACCUGGAAUGAAGCGGCACUGGUGGAGGUGGAAGCACUCCAGGGAAGUGGAGCCUCGCGCGCACUUGAAUAUCGGAAGCUUGAUGCCACCUCUCGUCACCUCCCCCACCUUGGUGGAUAUGGGGACGCCGGGCGGGUCCUGGAUGCAGGCCAUGUGCUGGCGCUGCGUGUCCCAGAUGUGCCGAGUCCUGGCCUGGUCGAGGAGAGCCAUGCCCAUCGUAUCCUUGGCCUCCCAGAAGUGGUCCAGCACCUCCUGGAUGAACCGCUCCGUCUCCUUGGCCCCUCUGGUGCGGCGACGGCAGUGUCGGCCCAGCUCCCUGGCCGAAAAAGUGACCGGUCGGCCGCCGUACGCACCCUGCUCGGCCUGCUUGGCCCGUCUCAGCAGGUUCCUGUCCUCGGCGUCCCACUCGAAGAUGGCCAGGGACAGCCUGGCCGUGAAGGGACCGUAGAGGAUUUGGGCGUCUGUGGUCACCCCCCUGGCGAAGCGCCGCAUGAGGUGCCACACGUCCAGCCGCACCAUCAGAUCCUUCCAAUCGCCGAACAUGGCCGCGACCUAAGGCACGCGGGAAAAGAGAGAGCGUUAGAGUGGGACGCGAAAGAGCCUGCGCGCCGAAGAAUCAAUUUCACCUACCUUGACCUUCCCGGUGGCACAGCAGCAGUCGCGGUCCACGUACAGAAGCUGAGGCGGGGCCUGUCCCGCCUCCCUGUACCGCCGCAUCAGUCCGCUCGCCAUGCUCGACAGCCUUUCACCCUCGGCGACAGUGAGCACGGACAUGAGCACCUGCCCGUGCUCGUUGCCCACGUUGGUGACCCAGGCAGUGGUUCCGGCCGCCCCCGCAAGCUUCUUGGCCAUCUGUCAGCGCAAAGGCACGGGGUGAGUGUCAGCAGCGGGCGGCGUGGCGGCAAUGGAAACGAUGCGCACCCUCGGACGACUACGUACCUUCUUGGUGGAGUGCAUCUUCAGCACGCUCCCGAAGACCGACGUGAUGCGGGCCUUGUUCUCAGGAAGGUGUGGAAUCACCGCCCUCACGAAGGUGGCCAGAAACCAGACUGUGCGGGGCACAGGGUGCAUGCACCCUAGAACGCCGGUGGGAACACCCAGCUGCUCCAGCACAGAGAGGUACUCCAAACUGUGCCUCAGCCACUCCAAGGUAUGCCCCUCCUGGAUUUUCCGUCGCAGGCUGGUGACGGAGUUGCCCAACGAGCGGUCCUUCAGCAUGUGCACCACCUUCAAGUCGCAGGCCAACCUAGCGGGAAGCAAAGUGAUGCGGCGAUGUGCGAGGCUGAGCCGACGACCACCGCUCGCUCGGUUCCUUUCUUACUUGUACGUGAGGACGGCCGGGAACUUCAGCUGUUGGUACAUGCUCAUCUGCUAGAUGAUGGCUUCUUCCCAGGCCGAGUACUUCCGGCGGCAGCUGUUGCACUCCAGGUACUCUGUGCCCAUGAAGUACCAAUCUUGGAGGUCCAGCACCCGCCGCACGGUCCGGUACAGCCCGCCUCCGGUCAGCCGGUGCCGGCAGUGGGGGCAGGCCAGCUUCAACCCCCACAUCUUGUACGGCGCCCAAAGGAAGAAGCGGUGGUGGAAGAAGGGCUUGGAGGACGUUGGGGGCUGGGUGUAAUAAAGUGGCGUUUUGGGGGGGUCCCACCAUAGCUGAAGCUCCGACGUCAGGACGAUUUUCCCACGGGAGCCUUUGACGUAGAACGCUUUGGCCAGCCAUUCGUGCUUGGUCUCCGGCAAAGUUUGGCGCCAGCCCUUCGGCAGCACCUGCGACAGGCGGACGAUGAUGACACUCUGGUAAUAAGUGCGGGGCGCCCACACAGGCACCCGUGUGCCUGCCUGCGUUGCAAUGCCUACCUUUGUGUCGGAGGUCGACUCUGUGCCAGCUGUCUGCCCUCUGGCAAGUGCACCUACGCCAGAGGCGGACGCGGCGGAGGUUGAGGCAGCUGCUGACGGUUCCUCAGACACUGUCGAGUCGAGACAUCGCUGUCAGUCUAAUUUCAUUCUCACUCAGACUACGCAGUAGAGACAUUAAAUUCACUCACGCUGAGACUCGACUUCUGCGGCGGCUUCCAUUAGCUGCUGGUCAGACGGCUCACCCUCUCCUGUAAAGAAACGCCUGUAAGUGUCAACAAUAAUUUUUAGUAAUGAUGAUGGUCUCUAUGAUGACCACGUUUACCCGCGUUGUAUUUGGCCUGUCUGUCUCGGCCCAGGAUGUACUGUUGGAAGGAGUGCAACCGCAAGCCCUGGAACACCUUGGUCUUCCUCAUCCAUGCCACGUAUCUAGGAUAGGAUAAUUUCAUUUAACCUAACCUCCCUCAUGUUGGUUAAUGACAUUUUUCACAGGCAAUAAGACAACUUACGAUCGAUGCUCCUCACCGGGGGAGUCGUACAGGAAGCGAUAGGUGUCAUGGCGGUACUCCCCGAACUCCAGCAGCUUGUCAUCCAUCUCCCUGACCACCGGCGCGCCCAUGAGCAUCAUGCGGUUGCGGACGGCCAGGGACAUGUCCGGGAACAGCUGCGUGUAGGAUGCCAGGGCGUCUUUGUUCCGAGCCAGGGGCGACUGUGACGUGUCUCAGCCGUCCCGCUCCUUCUGGUGAGAGGCCAGGAUGAAGGAGGCGUAGCCCACGUCAUUGCUCAGCAGCCACUUGAAGGUCCGGCCCCGGUAUUGACCAAACUGGAGCUCACACUCGCUGAGCACCAGCUGCCAGCACCCGGGGUCUCCCCCACCCUGGACCACACAAGCCUUGGCGUCCGCCGUCACCUGAUCCGCCAUUUUGCAGGUCGUGACCGUAGCUGCAGACCUACGACCAUGACCAAUUUGUCAUUAUAAUCAAAUAAUGUCACACGUGAUAGCAAUGUACAUUUAUUGGGGGGGGUGGCAUCGUCGUCAUCAUCAUCAUCACGACGCUCAUCCUACAGUGUACCUAGAGGCUCGGGCUAUCUUGGAGGCUUCCUUGUAAGACUCCAGAGUCAGCUGUUUCGAUAAAGCCAGGUAGCGGAAUUGAGGAUGGAAAUCCAUCGUGCUGAAAAUAAAAUCAAAUAAUUUCUAUCUACCAUUAAAACCUUUCUGACUUACUGGAAAGCCACGUGUGUCAACACAAACAAUUAAUGUGACCCAAUAACAAUGACGUAAUAGGCUGAAUACUAUUAUAUCAUCAUUCAGUUAGAAUUUUUCACAGACCUGUUGAACUGUUGCUGUACUCAUGACUCGGGAACAACGUGUGUGGACACAAACAAAUUCAUUCGCCGCAAAAAAGUCAUUUUAACCCAAUAAAAACGAUGUAAUAGGCUGAAUACUAUUAUAUCAUCAUUCAGUUAGAAUUUUCACAGACACCUGUUGAACUGUUGCACUAAUGACUCGGAAGCAACGUGUGUGGACACAAACAAAUUCAUUCGACGACGCAAAUAAGUCAUUGGACGGACCCAAUAAAAACUAUGUAAAGUGAAGAAAUUAAUCAAAGGAAGUUUACCUUGAACGGCAAUGGCGUCUGUAUUACGAACGGCGGCGGAGGGUGGGAGGCACCCUCACUGAGGACAGCCAAUCGUGAGUGUAGAGAGUUUAUGGUGUAUGCUGAUUGGCCAUCCUAAUAAGUUAAGUGGACCCAUCAGCGAACCCCGAGUAUGGCUUCCCGCGGGGCGGUUUGUUUGCGCAUCCCAUGAAUCCAUAAUUUACUUGCUCCAGCAUCCUCACUUGGCGAUAGAAACAUAGUCAUGAACAGACGCAGUAUGAGCAGUCGGCCGUUGGUGUGAGAUUCAUAAUGCGUUGGUCCCAUCCAUCCAUCCAUUUCUGUACCGCUUAUAUUUAUUUGUUGUGAUAUGAUAUAAGUAUACCGUAAUUUCUCGUGUAUAAUGCGCACCCAUGUACAAUACGAAUCCCCCAAAGUUCACCUCAAAAUUCUGGAAAAUUAAAUAUUAUCUGUAUUUUUUUAUUUUUUUCAAAUAAUUAUUCCGAUGUUAAGCACUUUAUUUGAACAGAUUCUUUCCUUAAUUUACUUGUUCUUAUUUUGAAAUUCACAGCCCUACUUGUAUUUCGUAAAUUAGAAAACACACAGUUGUGCUCAUAUGUUUGAUUACCCAGGCAGAAUUUGUAAGAUGGGUACAAUUCUUUAAAGAAAACAUGAAGGGCAAAGCGAAACACAUUUAAUUUUAUUUUAAUGGGAUUCAAAUUAAACAGUCAAGCAUUUCAGGAAAGCAUUAUUAAACAAAACAUAACCAUAAAGAAAUUAAUGAUGGUUGUUGUUCAGUCAUCAGUCAUAUUUAUAUAUAAAAAAAAAAACAUUUCACAAAUUCUCCCAGGGUAUGUAAACUUAUGAGCACAACUGUACAUAUAUGCAGUCAUACGUACCCCUGUCAUAUUGGAAUGAGAGUGUAGGCUACAUCUUUUUUUAAAACCACUAGGUGGCAGUGGCAUUUUGGAAGGAAAGUACUGCUUUUUCAUAACUACUAGAUGGAGGCAUACAUUAAAAAAUGUGAGUUUUUUCCAUUUACCCCUAUACCUAUAUUUAAUGCGCACUAUUGACUUUUGACACUUUUUUUGGGGGGGGGGGGGGGGGGGGAAUGCGCAUUAUACACGAGAAAUGACGGUAUAUCUAUAAAGUAUUUUAUUGGACAUACAUUAUGUGCAUUUGGUCAGUAUUCUUCUGGUUUCUUGGCGAGAACACUCUAGAAAAAGAGACACUGUUCUCUGUGGGUUUUAAUUUUAAUUUCUUCUGCACCAUGGCGGGUGUGAGAUUUAGUUCAUCUUGCUGGCGGUUGAGGUCCCGAUGGCCGUAGGAAAAAUAGUUGGCACCGCAGCUGGUUUCAGUCUCUGCCUAACUACACUUGUGUAUCCAAUGCUUUCUACCAAGUCUUUCUCAAAACACGCCGGUUCGAAGUGAUCAGCACAGAGUUUGGAAUGCUUGCUCGGCACCCAUAGCUGGCCACAUUUCUUCCCCCCGUCAAUUGACUUCCCUCUCCCCUGGUUACGUAUUCCUUUUUCACUUGGAAAGCUAAAAACUAUCUCUUGUCGCUGCAUGAACCAUUUGUACAACCAAAUGCCACACAAUUAACCAUCGUGAAAUCGCUGAUACAUAUGACAACAAAUAUACAAGGACGGGAACAACUGCAUGGAACAAUAGCACAUAAGACCGAAUGAACAGGCCGUUUGGCUAGUGUUGCGUCACAGCGCGGCAAGAGCCAAAGACCGGAAGGCGCUAGAUGCAAAAAGCAAAAGGUGCAUUCUGAAUCAUAUUUAACUGCUGUGUAUCUGCUAUACCUGUAUACUCACUUUGAAAUGGAAGCUGUGGUUUGUACAGGGGUUCUAGAAUUAUAAAGUUAAUUUUUAACAUCUUUGUCCUCUGACCUUUAAUGACCCCUGAGCCAAGACAGAUGAGUAGGAAGGUUCCUCCAACCCAAUAAUGUGCUUCUUGGCCAGGAACUGUCGGAUGCUUGUGGCAGUGUAAAUUGGCAGAUUGUCAUGGUGAAGCAGCCAUAAGUUAUCCUGCCACAAUUCUCACCUCUUCUUCCGCACUAAAUAAAGCCAAUGUUGCAGGAUCUCUGUGCUCUAUCAUGCUGCUUGAUCAUCUGGCCUACAUUGAAGGGGACAACUCAUAGUUUGCGGUUUGAAAUGUGUCUUUUUUGUGACACUAGUUCUGGACGUUUUAUAACAUACCCCAAAUGUUCAUCUGUUGUCAGCUCUUGAAUAAAUGUUUACAAACACAGUUGAA